This is a messenger RNA of Striga asiatica, 717 nucleotides long. NCBI's taxonomy places the organism in Eukaryota, Viridiplantae, Streptophyta, Magnoliopsida, Lamiales, Orobanchaceae. The record is from the annotation of a GenBank genome assembly.
AUGGCCAACUUCAUCUUCUCUAGUUUUCACGACAGCAAGAAGCUUCUGAAGCUUUUUCGAUAUCCCAGAAAACUUCAGGUGGUCGGAAGUAGCGUCCAGGACGUCUGCCAUGGCGGGCAGCUUGAGCUUCGAAUUUCCGGCGGUCAUGGCCAACUUUGUCUUUUCCGGUUUUCACGGUGGCAAGACAUGGUUGGACUUGGCUUCGAGGAGGCCGGCUGUGGCAGACGUACGCGGAGCUCCGGCCAUUUUUUGGCGGUCAUGGCGGCCAGCUCGACGGUUGGCGACUUCUUGGUGAUCAUGACGACGGCCGGACGAUUUUCUGAUAUUCAGGACGUCGGAGAGGUGGCCUAUUGUGGAGCACCGGUCAAGCAAAGCUCAUGGAUGAAGAUGACGGGGAGGUCUGCUAGCAUUAUCCCAGUUCAGGAACCUUUCCUCUUCAUCAGCUCACCUAACACAGCUGCUUCUAAUUCCUCUAGAGCUGCCUCUGGAUCUCAGCACAUCAAGCUCCAUGAAUCCAACAACAAUCAUAUCUCUAUCCCAACUCUUGUCCCUAAAGGAGCCCAAGAAGAGCAGGAUAUGGAACUAGAGAUAGUGGAGGGUUCUGCAGCUUCACAUAUUCCUCCACAAGCUGAGCUCAAACAUAAGGCUAUCAUUGCAGUUAAAAAUGGAAGAGGACAGGGAACCCCGAGGGUAGACUCUAAAGAAGCAUUGAUAUGA